Triplophysa dalaica is the source of this 1201-nucleotide messenger RNA. RefSeq names its product HAUS augmin like complex subunit 8 (gene haus8). The record is from RefSeq and is a predicted model, not a curated record. The transcript is spliced from 10 exons. NCBI's taxonomy places the organism in Eukaryota, Metazoa, Chordata, Actinopteri, Cypriniformes, Nemacheilidae. Bases 60 to 1142 code for a protein of 360 amino acids.
GAAAAGACCGCGAGUUAAAUUUCACUUACCUCCUGAAACGGUGACGGUGGUGUUGAACAAUGGCAUCUAAAAAGCCCCAAACUUUACGGAAAAUUUCUUCAAGUGACCCAAAAAAUUUAUCAACUGACAAUGAGGUCAAUAGUGGAAAUAACAGUGGUGCGAGGAGGAAAAGCAAAACUUCUGGCACGAUUGUGAAGUCCAGGUACAUGCAAACUGAACCCAAGGCUCCUGCAAAGAACAGUGCACACCAGCAGUCAAUCCUGCAGCCUCCCAGACCUUCCUCUCCCAGAGUAGGCGGCACACGAAAACCAAGAGAAGGCGCACCCUCAAGACGCACAAUGAGUGUUCUUUCAGACAAGGACUCUCCAUUGAUUACCAGCAUUCUGGAGUCCUCAAAUUUCGGAGGAAAUGUCAUGCAGUCAACUGUGUUGGAUGGCCACUGUAUAUGUCCAGAUUUUGAUGUCUCUGUCAUCAAAGAUAAAGCUACUCCUCCAAGCACAGCAGACGUUAAAAAUGAUGAAAGGGACAUGGCAAUGGAAACGUUUUUAUUGGCCUUUCUCACUGCUAAGAUUGAGCAUAAGAAUCAAACACUGAGAGAGGAGGCAGAGAGGAAUAUUCUGACUGUUAUGGAGAAAGAACAGCAGUUGCGCUCGCAGGUUCAUCGCAUGAAACGACAGUAUCUUGUCCUGGAGAAGCAGAAACAGCUCAACAGUUUACUGGACUUGCAGAUUGAGGCUUUAGGUUCUGUUGCUGCCGCAGGAAACACGUUUUCAGAGGAGUAUAAGUCCUUUGCAAGAGCCAUUGAUGCCACAAGGCAUAAGCUACCCAUAAAGAAUGUUCACAUUGGAGAGAACGCCGGACAUUUCUUAGCCGAAGCAGUCGGAUGUCUGAAUCAGAGUGAGCGUGUCUUGCAGCAGUAUGCACAGGGAAUUUCCACUGAUAGUGAGGCAUCAGCAGAAUGUCUUGGAGAAAUGAAAAAUUCAGCACAUGAGAUCAGCGAACAAUUGUCAAGGACUUUUUCUGAACUUCUGGAGGUGUCUUCGUUAGUAAGCCAUGAGACGGUUUUGAUCCAGCAAUCACUGGAGGAAGACCAGAUUGGACAGGGCACGGCUCAGACUCUCUUCUGUCCCUCCAUGUCAUGAAAUGGUUUAUGAAUAUUUAUACAUGUACAGAGAAAGAAUUAAAAGUUAUUUUGAUUACA